UUGACCUACAACUCGAGGAGAGUUACAGGAGAACUUCAUCCAGGAUGUUUCUUUACAUUUUAAGUUGGAUUUCUAUGAUAUUCCAUGUCAUUUUCUUGACACUUGCUCUAGGUAUGUUCAAGGAAUUUCUGAAGAUCCGUUACCGGCGGAGUCGCCUUUUGCAAGGGUGUUUUUUUUAUUUAUACAUGUGCCUUUUAAUUUUGGCGUAGCUGCUGCUCUUUUCUACUUGGCCGAGCUUGUUGAGGAAUACACAGUCAUAACAGCAAAAGUGAUUAAGUGUACUAUUGCGGUAAGUAUUAUUAAGCUAAAUCAAUCAGUCAACUUUAAAUAAUUCAGGCAUGUCAGCGCGUUUGCAACUGGGGUGCCUAUUUGCACCUGUAAGCGUUAGACAGGUAACUUGCAGAUCGUGUACGUAGGGUUGCCGCUUGCGUUGUGAACGGUUAAUUUUUACUUUUUAAGGCGGAUUGCAUAAACAUGUACUAUCAGUGCUUUGUUGGUACUGUUUAUCUGAAGGCCAUUGUUUCAAGCAAACCCUUUUACUGAAGUAUUGAGCACUGCAAAAACCCUACCUUUACCUACAGCACAUUCCUGUGAAGGGCACAUACCGUGAGACUACAUAGCUUAAGUAGUAAUUACUUAUGCCAAAUGAUGUAGUCCCAUGGCAAUUAAUCUAUAACUGUGCAUCCCUGUAUCUCAAGGCUUUUCCAGGGUAGGGCAGGGCUGUCAUUAAGAGCUGGGGCCUGGGGAUUUCCCGCGGCUACCUUGAACGUGGUCCCCAGCUACUUUCACAGGAAAAUAGAACAAUAAUAAAACCAAAAGAAAUCACCACCCAUUUGAUUCCCUGCCUGCUUGUUGUACAGUGUAUUUGCCCAGCAACUUGAAAUCUUAGUGACAUCCUUUACCAUAAUUAUUAUUAUGGUACCACCCUAUCCCUUGUGAUACAGGAAUGCACAGUGAUGAAUUCCAGCCAUCCUCACCAUUUAUUCCUAAUGCUAAUUUAAAGUCCCUUUUCUUUGAAAUCAUCACAUACAGCUCCUUAAAUUUCUACUUGUAACAAUGGUGUGAUGCGACAGCUAAGGAUAGAUUAUUAUUCAUAGUGAAAUAUACAUCAUGUACUCUGUAGAGGGUGUAUAUUAAGGUAUUUUUUCCACAUAAUAGACCUUUUGUGUUGCAUAAUGUGACCUCCUUUUUUUGCAUUCUAUUAGAAGGCCUGCUGUGAGCAGAAUUCACUUUGUGAUACACUUUAGGCUAAUAAAUACUUGAAGCAGUAAUGGUUCUUUGCUUUGUACACACUUUAACUUAUAACAUAGUGCGCGUGCUUGCCCUAUAUAAGUCCUAUUGAGCCGCUAUGAACAAAAUCUUUAUUUACGCACGCCCGUGCGUAAAUAAGAUGACGUGAGUAUUUUUUUUUACCUGGCUGCAAAGUUGUCGCAGUACACUUUUCCUUGUCUUUAAAAUAUGGAAGAAACCAGCGAAAAACUGCUCAAUUUUUCUAUCGGCAUUGACCUUUUAGGUCCUGAUCCAACAAGCAGCAAAAAUAAAGCCGAAUUAAAAAAAAAAUCGCAAGUUGCGCGUUUUGCAAAUUUGUCGAAGACCAGCUGCUGCAAAUUUUGGCAGAAAGACAUUCACUGGGAACAGAACAGACACCAACUGGUCAUCCAACAUUUAAAGGCAAAAUUUCCGUUUUUAUUGUUGUUUUUAAAUUUGUUAUGCACUUUGUUAUCUCCAGACAAUCCGACUGAAGCAGGAAAAUUUCCCUCGCAAUAUUAAUAACAACACAAAUUACACAAGAAGACGUAAAUUUAUUACUCACAAAAACAACUGCUGCCAGGUCUUCUCAAGAAGCCAUAACGACUUCUCACGAACAUCAAGAAGCUAGAGCUGCACUCGGCUAUCGCCUCGUGCAACUCUUACGCAUCUUUCGUGCUCUCCAAACUUCCCGCGUGCAUCCAUAACUCGAUAUACGCACGCUAAGCAUGAACAAAUUCUUAAUUUGUAUAUGAUACGUUAUGACAAAGUGCAAUGCCAGUCUUAACCAUCAGCAUAUGACACAUUGGUCAUAUACAAUACUCUCUGACAAAAGCUCUUAUUUGCCCUGGAAUUUUUUAUCGCAUAGUUGCUUAUGAAAGCCCAUUCUCGAAAUGGACCAGCUCUGGAGUCAACAACUCUUAGGGAGGUAGUGUUGCUGCGUGGUCAGUGCAUUGGACUCGCAAUCCAGCAGUCCCUGAUUCAAGUCCCACUCUGGCCACUUGCCAGAUUUGUUCUUGGUCGUCCCGAGUUCAAAUCCUCGGCCAUGCUUGUAAAUAGCCAACUGGUUGCCUCCUGCUGGUUAGGGUUUUUUAUCCUGUUAUGUUGUACAUGUAUUUGAAUGGAGUGCCCGUAAAGUAGCUGGAUAAGCUAAGUGCACUUUCCGCUAUAAACAAGCCCUUAAACCUUUUUUUAAAACUCUUUUGAAUUUCUAAGCUGGUCUCUUACAAGAUCUUCAACUGUAUAUUUGAAAUAAUUCCUAUUUUGUUUUGACUUUUUGAACAGGCAACAACAGUAGUGUACCUAGGGCUUCUUGUGCUGGAAUCAUUUCCUUUCAGUAUAAUUAUUGCUGGGAUCCUUACAAAUGGACUUUACUUUCUACUACUUAAGGAUUUUCCUUUUAUCCAGCUGACUUCACCUGUAUUUAUUGGAAGUGUGGGUAUGCAAUGAAAGAAAAAAAAAAACAUUUAUGCUGUAGUUAAUUAUUUAUCUCGGGUAAUUUUUAUUUUUCUUUUGUUUCAACUUCAUUAGCAUACAUUACCAUACCCAAAAACAAAAGAAAAACAAAAAUUAUAUGACAUAAAAAAAUUAACUGCAGCAUAAAUUAAUGUUUUUUUUUUCUUUUUUUUUUCUAAUUAGUUCAUUUUUCGAUUGUAUUGUUGUAUGAUAAAAUACAUUGAGUUUAAAAUCUAGGAACAUCUUGAUAUAUUAUGGACACACCAUAAACACAGAGAGCUUCUAAAUACUUGGAAACCUCAGACAUUUGACUGAAAAGACUCCUAUUAUUUUUUGUAUCUUGCUACUGCAGAAUUAUGACAGACACUAUUUUAAGUCUCAGCAAUGUAGUUUUUAUCAGCAUUUCCCUGUACCAUACAUUUAACAACUGCAUCGCUAAAAUGGAGGUUGGGUGCCUGAAGUAUCCAGGGGCUUCCACUAUUGGCAGCCAGCCCCUAGAUUGAAAUAAUGCCCCCAAGACUGGCACAACAGCGUAAGCCAGCCAAGAGCCCCCACACCAAAGGAAAGGAACAGGCACCGUCACACUGAAAAAACAGCAGUGGAGAAAAACCCAACAAGCCUAGUGGGAGGGCGGGAGGGGAAGAAAAUGGGCGACAGAACCCAGCACGAAGGGAAAACUGAACGUGCCAAGGAAUCACAUGAUCGAUGUAGUCAGCCACCGGGCAUGCGCAUGCCAAAGACCGCUGACCUAGGCACCCAGGCGCUCUUAGUUGUUAACAUUCAUGUUACAUGUACCUGAAAAUGCCACUAAACUAACCUUUGUAACUCAACUGUUUUGUCAGGCCAGGCUCCCAAAAGGUCCCGUCCAGUACCAUUAGUCUGGGAAAAGAAGAUUUUCUUGCUGGGCAAGUAACUUUUAACCCUAUAAGCCUUAAGAGUGAUUGGCAUCAAAUUUCUCCUUGUAGUAUUGAUGCUUUGUACAUAAAACAGAGUGAAGAUGAGAAUUACGGACAAGAUCACACAUGAUGAAUUUGCUUGAUAAUUUAUCAACUUCUCCCCACUACCUCUGUAGGAAAUGAAUAAGGGUGACAAAUGAGAAUUCAGAUGUUGAUCUUAAGGUUUAAAGGGUUAAAGCUUACUUGACCAAUGGGCAUGGCUGCAGACAAAUAAUUAUCCUUCAACAAAAUCAUUAAUAUGAGCAUGAAGUGGCCCCUGGCAACCAAAAUGUGAGAGUAAUCUCAUACCCAGAUCUCUUGUUUACAAAGCCGAAGGCAAGAUCUGGGCAAGAAAGAAAAUUCAGUUUUUUUUAUUGGCUAGAUUGUGAGUGAAUGAUGUGAGUGUUGUCUCCUGCAUACGCUAUAGCUUGUGCAAUUCAUUCUUUGCAAAGUCUUCAGUUAUGUUCAAAUAAAUAUUUUCACUUAAGAAGUAGUUUUCUGUCUCAAUAUAACUUGUAACAUGGUUUUUAUCUCAUCUUUAAAGACUAUUUAAAACUCUCUCUUGGUAUCAAAAUUAAGACUUUUGAAAAGGGGAAAAAAAUUCUUGCGUAAAGAAGAUAUGCACUGCUUUGAGCUUUUAGCGUGCACUAUGGUAAUUAAAUUUAAAACUAGUUGAACCAAUUGUAUUGUCACUGUAAAAAAAAACAAAACAAAAAAAACCAAAAAAAAAUGAAUAUGUUGUUCACAAGUCGACCGCUGUAAUAACUUUUGUUCCUGUUAGGUCAAAUUACAGCUGUACACAAAUUGUAUUGCCUCAAAUUUCACCAAAAUUUAUUGUUUCUCUUUAGUAAACAGUUUGCUCUAAUAAUUUGUGUUGACAAUAUUUAUAAUAUUAUUAUAAAUGUUUGUUGUAAUUUCAGCCAUGGUGUUUGUUAAUCAUUACUUGGCAUUUGACUUCUUCUCAUCUGUUUGGUAUCCAUUUUCAGAGGUACAGUUUUUGUUUGUUGCAUUUUUAUGUGUGCUUUUUCUUUUGCAAGCAGAAAUGUUAGUGGACAUACACAAGAGCUUGUAUCCCUACAACUUUCCCCUUCUUUGCACUAAGUGGGAUACACUGAAGAAAAAAAGGGUUUUUGUUGGGGAGCAAAGGUGGUGCCUACCACCAAUGUGGCCCAGGUUUGAACCCCCGCAUCGACACCAUACAUGGGUUGAAUUUGUUGUUGGUUCUCUCCCUUGCGUGAGUUGGAGAGGCUUUUCUCCAGGUAUUCCGGUUUUCCCCUCUUCUUAAAAACCAACACUUCCAAAUGCAAAUUUGAUCUGCAACCCACAGACACCUUUCAAAGAGUUCUUAAGAACUUCCAUAAGUGCUCUGCAGGUAAACAAAUAAUACAAUUUACAAAUUACCUCAUCAUGAUGCUAAAAUAACAAACUGGUUAAAUUUCAUACAACAUGAUGCAGAGACAAUAGUUAUACAUUUUAGGACGAGGUUUUUUCCCUACAAAAUUGACAUAACCUUUCAAAUUAUUAUUUUUGAAAGUUCUGAUUGGCCUAAGAGACCAUUCUGUCACCUGCUGUUAAAUGCAGAUGGAGAGCAAUAAUAAUUAUUAUUAUUCAUCUGCAGUUAUCCUGUCUGAAUGAAUUAGAAACCCAGGAAAGGGGACUUCAGGGAGUUAAAAUCUAAAAAGUUUCCUGGGGGAGCAUGCCUCUCUGGACCCUCCUAGAAACUUGCCCCCAGUCAGUGCUCGAAACUAACUUUUUUAGUCAGUUGUCCUGGGACUAGUGUCUACUAGUCCUGAAGGCAGUUCUACUAGUCCUGUCUACCAUCUAUCAUCUGGCCACAAACAUCUAAUUGACACAUUAAAAACCAUAGUAAAGCAUGACUCACUUUUUUAAUUAUAAUAAUAAACACUAAUGAAAAGUAUAAUCUUUUAUCUUGAGUUUCUUUGGCUAUAGGAAAUUAUUUAUUGCUUCCUUUGCGGAAAGACGAAUUUUCGUUUUUACUGUUUGGAAAAUUUACACAAUACUGGCAAAACAUUUUCCCUUCGGUUUCAUUGUAAACUAUAAACCACACAAAAUCUUUUUCCAAGCUUGUUUGAAGUCUCUAUCCUUCUUUGCCUUUUUCACUCUUUUGGCUGGGAAUCACCUGUAUUAGCGUUUUCUUCAUCUUUCCUUUCUUCAUCUUCCCUGCCCCUUUUGAAAUAGCACAACAAAGUCUCAGCGCCAUGCCAUUUUCACGAUGUUUUUCGGAGUUGCAUGAUGUUCGCAUGACGUUCAGUUUGCAGUGGAGUCGACUGAGAGUGGACUGAGAACCAAACCUGGCCCAUUCCCUCACUGUUUUCAAAAUGGUGAUUGUAAAUGCGGAAAUUAUGAGCGUAAACAAGGUGAUUGAAAGAACAAUUUUAUAAUAUUACAUGCUGAUUUAACAAAUGUGAAACCAAGAUCCACAGGCUAAAGCUUCCACUCGUCCAUGAGAACGACUAACUUAAAAUUCUACUCGUUUUUUAGCUAAUGUUACUCGUUUUAGACGAGUGAACGACCGUUAGUUUCGAGCACUGCCAGUCAGUAUUUAUCCUAGAUCUAUGCCUGCCCCAAACCCUCUUCGUGUAUCGCAGACUGUAAGUAUACAUGUAAACUUGCAUUUACUCACAACAUGGUCUGUCAAGUGUUUGUGCCACAAACUUGUAAAUAAAUAUGUUCAUAUGUACAUGGUUUUUUAAAUCUGUAAUAUUGACCCUAUAAUACCUGUAUGAGAAUAAAGGGCAUUAAAGCAGUUCUCGGGAUAAACGAAUCUCUAAUAACCCUAACAGAUUAUGUGCUUGCAUUUUGUUUCAGAUCUUAGCUUAUUUCACAAUUUGUUUAUGGAUUCUGCCAUUUGCUUUCUUUGUUUCCUUAUCUGCAAGUGAGAAUGUACUACCUACAUCAUCAUCAGCAACUGAGGACACAAAAGGUACUAAACUGUCAUCAGGGAGGUUAUGAAAACAGAAAAAAAGUUUAAAAAAAGGGAAAUAAUGAAUACAACGUAUGUGAAAAUUAAGUUAUAUAGGAUUAUGUAUGCCACUUGCAUAUCUUCCAAAAUGCAACUUAUUUGCCCCCCAAAAUUUUGCAUAACCAUUGUUUUCAAUUUCUCUUGGGAUGGCUGUAGUACCCAGGAGAAAUGAAAAACAAAGAUCAUGCAAAAUUUUGGGGGGCAAAUAAGUUGCAUUAUGGGAGAUGUGCAAGUGCGCAUAGAAACUACAGGGUGAAGAGUUUAAAUGAAAAAACAUCAUCGUGCAGUUAUAGAUGCAGUUCCCGAUAGAAAGCCUGAAAAAAUUCAGGCUUUUAUAGAAUUUGAAUCCUGAACUCUGCGAUACUGGUGCAGCACUCUACAAUUUUUUGAGUUAACAAGCCAGCUGGGAGCAAGUCGUUGAGUAGGUUUGUUAUAAAGCCAUGAAAGGAUGCCGAUGAAAUUAUGAAUGUAUGAAAAUUAUAUAUGGGAACUGCUGGGUGAAGAAUUCAUUGAAAAAAGAUUAUCAAUUAUAGACCCAAUUGUUGCAGUUGAGAAAAGAAUGCUUGAAAAAAAACAGGCUCGUGUGAGUUUUGAACCCUUGACCUCUGUGAUACCGGUGCAAUGCUCUUCCAAUUGAACUAACAAGCCAACUGAGAGCAAGUCCACCCAAAAAGUAAUUUUCCUAAGAAGUUAUAUUCACAUUUUUUCCAAUGCGAUUGCUCUAACCUUACAGCUUUUGCACUAGCACGGAAACAUACAGAUAAGGUUUCUGUUCACACAGAACGGUGGUUUCGGGGCAAUUUCUGUAACAGAGCAACGCUGCACCGUGCCGAUCUCUAAGGUGGAGAGUCACAUAUCGAAUAGGUGUUCGUGACUACAUGUAUAGCGGUUUGCUGUUCAUGUCAGCAUGAAAAGUUGUCCAGUAUAGUGUGAACAUAGUCAAAGACUUUGCACUGCUUUGAAAAAAAAAUAGUUGAUAUCAGGUACCAUAAAAUUCCGAAAAUAAGCCCUGGGGCUUAUAUUUUUCAAAGGCCCUUUUUGAGGGGCUUAUUUUUGGAGGGGCUUAUAUUGGGAGGGAAAUUUGUGUCUCAAAAUCGAAUGGGCUAGCCUUCUAGUUGGAAGUAAAUUUACCGUUUUUGCUUUGUUUUACUUUGUAUUUGAGGGCAAUUUUCUAAUUACAAGCCCCCCGGGGGCUUAUAUUUGGAGAGGCUUAUACAUGGAGGGGCUUAUUUUCGGAAUUUUACGGUAUUAGUAUAGGUAAUAGCAUGAUUUGUAGUGAUAUUUGGCAUAAAUAUCACGAGUGAUAUUUCAAAAUUGUUAUACGUAAUUUCACGAGCCGCUAGGCGAGUGAAAUUUGCGACAAUUUUGAAAUAUCGCAAGAGGUAUUUAUGCCAAAUAUCACGUACAAAUCAUGGUAUUAUUUCUUUAUACUACUACCCAUAAAACGCUUGUAAUUUUCACAUGUAGGUAUUUCAAAUUAAGCUGAAAUACUACUACUCUAAGCCAAUCAAAUUGCAGAAAUUUCUCAUGUAGUAGUAUAAUUAUAUAAACGCCAAUGAAAUACCAAGUAAGCUUUCGCGCGAAAACUUGAUAUCUUCACAUGUGAAAAUAACAUGUUAUCUUCACAUGUGAAAAUAAUUAUCAUCAUUGUUAUGGCUUCAUAAUAAACCGAACCUUUCAGACCAAAAAACUAUUUAAGUAAAAUGGUUUGGCAUUUCAAUGGUGUUUAUAUAAUAAAUAGAACAUUACAUGGUCGCUUGGAGAUACGAAAUUUCUCUUCUCGUGUUUCAACACUUGAAGAGAAAUUUCGUAUCUCCGCGCGGCCAUGUAAUAUCCUCUAUUUAGCGGUAGGUAAAAUGGUCACCACAUAGGGACUCAAAAAACUGAUGUAUUGAGUUGAGUGGUAGCUACUUGUUGGAGAAAAUCCACUUCAAAUAUCUAGUGACAGAAACAUCAUUUUUUGAGAUCUUAAUUUACAAUGAGGAGUAAAUGUAUCAGACCACUUUCAUACUCAUUUUCUUUCUCUUCGAUUUAUAGAACCAGAUUAUGCAUAUCCUGGCCAGAGAUCCAGUCGCAGACAGGGAAUCCUAGCACUGUUUAACUUCCUGUCCAGGAAAACGGAAGGGUAUCUGCCAACAAGAACAAAAACAUAUUAGGUUCCUCACCAAUAUGUUGAGGUUUUUUAAAAAAGUAUAAUAUUAUUGUUAUCAGCAUCUGUAAAUUAUAGUUGAAUCCUAAUACCUUGACCUGUCCAAGAAACAGGAAAUUUACGGUACUUUAGCCUGUUUAGCUGAUGGGAUUAGUGGGCCAGUAUUUUAGAUUUUUAGAGGCAGAGUUGCAAGAAGACUGGGAGAAAGUUAACCCUUUAAGUCCCAAUAGUGAAUUUCUCCUAAUGAUAUCCAUACAUUGUCAUGAGAUUAGGUUAUGAAAAUUUAUAAUAAAAUGAUCACCCAAGAGAAAAUACUUUGAUCUUUUAUCAAAUUCUCUUAACUAAUUCUUAAAGGAAAUGUAUAGAGAUCAGUUUGGAGAAUUUGUAUGUGGAUAUUGGGGCCUAAAAGGUUAACCCCUCACUCCUUCUCAUCUCCCUUCUUGACGACUCUGGUACUAAGAAAGUAGGAUCAAUUUAGAUUUCUGGGAAAGUGCCCACCUACCCCUCCCCUAAGCUAACACUAACACUUACUUCUCACUUAGGGCAAAAUGAUGGCUUAGGAGAGGGGUAGGUGGGCAGUUUCCCAGAAAUUUAAAUUGAUUCAGAAAGUACCCCAGGCAUAACAAUACCAACAGCUAUGUAGGCUAAAGGUAACUUUUG
Molecule: messenger RNA, 9430 nt
Organism: Porites lobata
Lineage: Eukaryota; Metazoa; Cnidaria; Anthozoa; Scleractinia; Poritidae
Source: the annotation of a GenBank genome assembly